Gossypium raimondii (Peruvian cotton) is the source of this 710-nucleotide messenger RNA. RefSeq lists its product as uncharacterized. The transcript has 4 exons. The record is from RefSeq and is a predicted model, not a curated record. Bases 82 to 564 code for a protein of 160 amino acids. Lineage: Eukaryota; Viridiplantae; Streptophyta; Magnoliopsida; Malvales; Malvaceae. Gene Ontology annotation, molecular function: zinc ion binding.
AAUGUACCCAAAAAUAAAAGCAUGAAACUAAAUUGAAGGAUAUUUUAACCCUAAAAGACUCGUCUUUUGCUGGCAGUCUUCAUGGCGAACCGAGCGGGCUCUUCAUCGUCACGCCUGGAAACCCUUCACGAAGAAGAUGAUUACGACUCAUACGGCGCCGAAUCAGGAUGGGUGGAAGCUAAAACGCACUGUGAUCACUUGCCUUCCCUAUCUUCUGAUCUCACUCACAUUCCAAUCCCUAGCACUCCCUGCAGCAGGUGCCAGCACCCAAGUGAGAAUUGGUUAUGCUUGUCCUGCAAAGUUGUGCUUUGUAGCCGUUUUGUGAAUAAGCAUAUGCUUGAGCAUUAUCAGCAAACAACCCAUUCCAUAGCGCUCAGUUUUAGUGACCUGUCAGUUUGGUGUUUUGCUUGUGAUUCUUAUCUCGAUGCUCAAUUGAUUCAGCAACUGCGACCUUUUCAUGAGACAGCUUACAUAUUGAAAUUUGGUCAAGCCCCUCCUUUUCGGUCUGUUGAAUCUUCUCGGGUGGACGAUAAACCGGCCAUGGAUGUGCCAUCAAGCAGUUGAAUCUGGUAUGGUUUAGACCGAAGGGCUGUAAUGGCAAAAGAAGGCUAGUUUGGAAUUGAAUCAAACAAUAAAUUAGUUGAAUUUAAUUAUAUGAGUUCUGUUCUAUGCAUACUGAUGGCUAGAAAUAGAUGGCUUUUUCAGGUUCA